AUGGCUGGCCCCACCACUGCCGAUCAGCCCGUCCCCCCAACCUCAACAACUAAUACCACUUGUGUCAUCCCCGGACUUUCCUCUCAACCACCCAACAACCCAGCUUCCAAGCGCUCCCAUAAAAAGAAAACUGGCUCAAAAGUCGACAACACCACCAAGGCUGUCGCCCGCGUUCCCGCCUUUGUUGAUGAGCCCAAUGAGCUCACCGAACCCGCUCCUGCACCUCUCAUCACAUCCAUGCCCAAGCCUCUCAAUGGGCUGACCCCAUCAGCCCCACCCGCCUCUGCUUCUGUAUCCAUAUUGCCCGUUCAACAACAACACAUUGGUGGUUACGAGAGUAGCACUGCUCCGUUGAACAAAGAUCAAAAACGGGCUAUCACUUCUAAACCAGCCUUAGAAGCUACCGUCAAAGAAUUACAAGACUUGUUGAAAAUUCUAGAAGAAGAUGAGAAACUCGAUGAACUUUGA
This is a messenger RNA of Puccinia graminis f. sp. tritici CRL 75-36-700-3, 468 nucleotides long. RefSeq lists its product as uncharacterized. NCBI's taxonomy places the organism in Eukaryota, Fungi, Basidiomycota, Pucciniomycetes, Pucciniales, Pucciniaceae. Bases 1 to 468 code for a protein of 155 amino acids. The transcript has 3 exons. The record is from RefSeq and is a predicted model, not a curated record.